Messenger RNA from Trifolium pratense (red clover), 907 nucleotides. RefSeq names its product NAC domain-containing protein 1-like. NCBI's taxonomy places the organism in Eukaryota, Viridiplantae, Streptophyta, Magnoliopsida, Fabales, Fabaceae. Gene Ontology annotation, biological process: regulation of DNA-templated transcription. Gene Ontology annotation, molecular function: DNA binding. The record is from RefSeq and is a predicted model, not a curated record. Bases 221 to 802 code for a protein of 193 amino acids. The transcript has 3 exons.
GUGUCUCACAAAUCUCUCUCUCUCUCUCUCUCUCUCUCUCUCUCUCUCUCUCUCUCUCUCUCUCUCUCUCUCUCUCCCUCUCUCUCUCUCAUAAUUCAACAUUAAAGACAUUGCAUGUCUUCUCUUCUUCUACCUAUAAAUUGAAAUCCUAUGAAGAAGUUUUUCCUUCACACAUGAACUCUUACUUCACAUAAAGCUAAGACUUUCUUGUGACAACAUCAUGGCUAUAGAUAAAUAUGUUGCCUAUGAUUUGGACGGUUGCCCCAAGUUACCUGUUGGAUUCAGGUUUGAUCCAAUAGAUGACAUUCUUGUGAACUUUUACCUGAAGUUGAAGGUUUAUAAUCAACCUCUUCCAUUUCAUGCCAUUCAAGAAUUUGAUGUCUUUCAAACCGAACCUUGGAUGCUUCCAUAUGAUAGGAAUUCUUUCAAAGAUAGGAAAUAUUAUUUCUUUGAUAUUAGGAACCGUAGGUUCCAAAACAUGGAUACGAGAGUCGCCGGAAAUGGUGAAUGGAGAACGGUGGAAAAGAACAAGGAACUUGUUCUCCCAAGCAACUACUUCAUUGGUAGAAAAAACACCCUUGUAUAUUGGAGAAUACAAGGAAAUGAAGUUGUUAAGACACAAUGGGUGAUGCAUGAAUUUCGCAUUGGUACAAUUUUUCAUCCAAUAAAGGUGACAACUUUAGGUGCCUAUCGCAUUUUUAAGAUGAAGGUUGCAAAGGUUGAGAAGAAGGUGAACAUACCAACUAUGAUUGAUUUUACAAUGGAGGAUGCAAGUUCUUCUGCCCCUCCUCCUUCUCCAUGAGCUCAUUUUUCAUUUGCAUCUUUUUAGUUUAAUGAAUUUAUUUGUAAGUCAUGUCGACAUUAAACAUAUUUUAUCAUUUCAGUUUUUUGGAAUUAGUUUUCUAUA